CAGAUUUACAAAAAAAAUAGUGUGUGCUCAUACCAACCUCUUUCAUUUUUGCCGAUUUACAUGUAUGUAACCCCUUAAGUUUGAACAUUCUCACGAUGCAGGCACGAAAACGUUCCGGAUGAUGCCAUUGGCAGUGAAACUGUGCAAACUGGCCGGCCUAUGGGAUGACACAGAUUCUAGCCCGAUUCGCAGUCCAGCGGUAAUCACAGUAGCUCGUUUGGCGCUAUGGUACGUCCUGCCGGGAAUCGGAUUCAUCCUAAACCGCGAACGUCCGAUUGCUCCCCUCAUGAAGGCCUUGAUUGAAGUUGUGGCGAUGAGCAGUUUCUGCGUCCGUAUUGGACUGCACGUGCGUCAGCGGGCCACGCUGAAAAAGUGUUACGGUGAAAUUUACGCGCUGUUCAACGAAUAUGUAAAUUCCAUGGAGGAGGAUGUUCAGGAAAUGUUGAAAUACCUGCAGGGCCCUACGGAACGGUUGACCAUACUGUACUUUUGUGCUACUAUGGCAGGGGUUCCUAUGUACGGUGGAGUUGCGGGUUUAAUAGCUAUCUGCAAGACAAUCGUUGGCUUAGAACAAGAUUUACCCGCAACUUGUAUGGAAGCUGAGUAAGAUUUCACAACUCAUGCCAAACAUUCUUUCUAAAUUUUUGCUUAAUUUACAGCUUUAUUUUAUUUGAUCAUCGCUCGAACUUUUGGUUCUGGCUGCCAGUUUUCAUAGCAUCUCUUGUUGUCUUUUUGAGACUUGCUAUCACUUGCAUAGGACAGGAAGUAUUUUGCUGGAAUUUAAUCCACCAUGUGUCCUAUUUGUUAAAAAUUAUCCAACUUGAAGUUACUCUGCUUGAUAAAUAUCAAAAUACGUUAAUGUUUAAGUCUAAACUGUCAACCAUAGUAAGAAUUCACAAUAGUUGU
Messenger RNA from Culex pipiens pallens (northern house mosquito), 906 nucleotides. RefSeq lists its product as uncharacterized. The coding region runs from base 119 to 607 and encodes 162 amino acids. The transcript has a single exon. The record is from RefSeq and is a predicted model, not a curated record. NCBI's taxonomy places the organism in Eukaryota, Metazoa, Arthropoda, Insecta, Diptera, Culicidae.